CUUGGGUACCAGUAGCAGCACAACAAAUCUUUCUCACAUUUCAUUUACCAGCCUCAAGUAGUUGUUUCCCAUUAUUGCCUCACUACACCACAAUGGUUGCCAAAACUCAGUUCUAUCAUGUUUCAUUGGCACUGCUUCUCUGUUUGGGAUUGUGGGCUUUUCAAGUGACAUCUCGCACUCUCCAAGAUUCCUUCAUGCAUGAACGGCAUGAGCAAUGGAUGGCUCGCUAUGGCAAAGUCUAUAAGGAUCUCCAAGAAAAGGAAGCGCGUUUCAAGAUAUUUAAGGAAAAUGUGAACUACAUUGAAGCUUCUAACAAUGCUGGCGAUAAAUCUUACAAGCUAGACAUGAAUCAAUUCGCAGACCUCACAAAUGAAGAGUUCAAAGCACCCAGAAAUAGAUUCAAGGGGCACAUGUAUUCCUCAGCCAUUAGGACAACAACAUUUAAGUACGAAAAUGUGACCGUACUUCCUUCCUCCGUGGAUUGGAGGGAAAAAGGAGCAGUGACACCUGUGAAGGACCAAGGCCGGUGUGGAUGUUGUUGGGCGUUCUCUGCUGUAGCAGCAACCGAAGGAAUUCAUAAGUUGAGUACUGGAACAUUGAUCUCUUUAUCGGAACAAGAACUUGUUGAUUGUGACACAAAAGGUGUGGACCAAGGUUGUGAGGGUGGCCUUAUGGAUGAUGCUUUCAAAUUCAUCAUCCAAAAUCAUGGACUCGAUGCUGAAGCCAACUACACCUAUAAGGGUGUUGAUGGUAAAUGCAAUGCAAAUGAAGAAGCCAUCCAUGAUGCUACCAUUACUGGGUAUGAGGAUGUCCCUGCAAACGAUGAGCAAGCACUGCAAAAAGCUGUAGCUAAUCAACCAAUUUCUGUGGCUAUUGACGCAAGUGGCUAUGACUUUCAAUUUUACAACAGUGGUGUCUUCAAUGGUUCAUGUGGAACUGAGUUGGACCACGGUGUCACAGCUGUUGGUUAUGGUGCUAGUGAUGAUGGAACCAAGUAUUGGUUGGUUAAGAACUCAUGGGGAACCGAUUGGGGUGAAGAAGGAUACAUUAUGAUGCAAAGGGGUGUGAAUGCUACCGAAGGACUAUGUGGCAUUGCUAUGCAAGCUUCCUACCCAACUGCUUAG
Molecule: messenger RNA, 1124 nt
Organism: Lotus japonicus
Lineage: Eukaryota; Viridiplantae; Streptophyta; Magnoliopsida; Fabales; Fabaceae
Product: senescence-specific cysteine protease SAG39-like
Exons: 2
Coding region: 93-1124 (343 amino acids)
Cellular component (GO): lysosome
Molecular function (GO): cysteine-type endopeptidase activity
Source: RefSeq, a predicted model, not a curated record